Messenger RNA from Fragaria vesca subsp. vesca, 2144 nucleotides. RefSeq names its product serine/threonine-protein kinase Nek2-like. The record is from RefSeq and is a predicted model, not a curated record. Gene Ontology annotation, molecular function: protein kinase activity; ATP binding. NCBI's taxonomy places the organism in Eukaryota, Viridiplantae, Streptophyta, Magnoliopsida, Rosales, Rosaceae. Gene Ontology annotation, biological process: protein phosphorylation. Bases 132 to 1907 code for a protein of 591 amino acids. The transcript has 15 exons.
CUACCUUUCUAGCUUCCUUCAGCUGGGAGAUUCACUUCCUCUUCAAAUAUAUCUUCUUUUUCUUGCUGCUCUUCAAUCUUGGAACAUUGGUGGUUUCGGAACAGUGAAGAAGGAGAGUGGUAGAGGGGAAGAUGGACCAGUAUGAAAUUCUGGAGCAGAUUGGGAAAGGUUCUUUUGGUUCUGCGCUUCUUGUGAGGCAUAAGCAUGAAAAGAAGAAGUAUGUGCUGAAGAAGAUCCGUCUUGCUCGGCAAACUGAUAGAACCCGCAGAUCUGCUCACCAGGAGAUGGAGCUUAUUUCCACUGUGCAGAAUCCUUUUAUUGUGGAGUACAAAGAUUCCUGGGUUGAGAGGGGUUGCUUUGUUUGCAUUGUGAUAGGAUACUGUGAAGGAGGAGACAUGGCAGAAGCUAUAAAAAGGGCCAAGAACGUUUAUUUUACUGAAGAGAAAAUUUGUACAUGGUUAGUACAACUCUUGAUGGCGCUGGAUUAUUUGCAUGCCAACCAUAUUCUUCAUCGUGAUGUCAAGUGUUCAAACAUAUUUUUGACAAAGGAUCAAGACAUACGUCUAGGUGAUUUUGGUCUUGCUAAAAUGUUGACUUCUGAUGAUCUAGCUUCCUCUGUUGUGGGAACCCCGAGUUAUAUGUGCCCUGAGCUUCUUGCUGACAUACCAUAUGGUUCUAAGUCAGAUAUUUGGUCUCUAGGGUGCUGUAUAUAUGAAAUGGCCGCUCACAAGCCAGCAUUUAAAGCCUUUGAUAUACAAUCUCUCAUCAACAAAAUCAACAAGUCAAUAGUGGCUCCACUUCCAACGAUGUAUUGUGGUGCAUUUCGAGGUCUUGUUAAAAGCAUGCUGCGCAAAAACCCAGAACUGAGACCAAGUGCUGCUGAGUUGCUUGGCCAUCCCCUUCUUCAACCUUAUGUUCAUAAGAUCCAUCUAAAGUUAAAUAACCCUCGAAGAAAUACGCUCUCAGGUGACUGGUUUCACUCCAGUUAUGAGAAGAAAACAAGAUUCAUUGAGCCUGAAGCUAUCCCCAUUAACUAUAUCAGAGAGAAAAGGCGGUCAUUCAGCAAUGACAGGAACUUAAACCCAAGUUUUUCCGGAACUGAACAAGAGUCUCCAGGUUCUAGUGUGAGAGAUUAUGACAUCAUAAAGUCAGUGGCGACAAAGUUGACUGUUGCCAAUACUCCAAGAUUGACACCAACAAAAGUUUCUACUACUCCCAGGAGACAAUUAACACAGUCAAAAGUUUCUCACAUCAGCUCAAAACGUGAUUCACUUCCAGUGUCGCAUUCUCCGGCGAGGAAAUCUUCCCUGUCAACACGAAGAGUAUCUCUUCCAUUAUCAACAAGAGCUAAUCCUUUCCCAACUCCAUACAGAGCCAAUGUUGGUCGACUGGGAAAUGUGGAGUCACCCGAUGUUUCUGUCAAUGCCCCUCGAAUGGACAAGAUGGCUGAAUUUCCCCUAGCCUCUUCUGAAGACCCAUUCAUUUGCAUGCGUGAUACUUCAUCCACAUCAGCACAAUGCUCUUCUUCAUCCCCAGACAGCAUCAACCGUUCUAUCACAAAGGACAAGUGCAUGGUCCAGGUUGUUCACAGAACCUAUUCCAAGUCCAAUUUGAUCGAUGACAACCAUGAAACUGUUCGAAAUGGCAGUGACUGCUCCGAGCAGAAUCCUACCACCGGUGCUUCAAGCCACUCUUCUUCUGAAUCACGUCAAAACAGGUUCGACACCUCGUCGUUCCAGCAACGUGCAGAAGCAUUGGAAGGGUUGCUUGAGUUCAGUGCACGCCUCCUACAACAAGAAAGGUUUGAUGAGCUUGGUGUGCUUCUGAAGCCCUUUGGACCUGAGAAGGUUUCGCCCAGGGAAACCGCCAUUUGGUUGACCAAGAGCUUCAAAGAGACGACAGCCUAGUUUGUUUUCCGUUUCACUCCUUGAUCUGCUUGUUGUAACUUGUACAUUACCGCUUCCUUAAUGUCUUGGAAGUCAAAAAGUGAGUAGCAGUAACAAACCUUCAUGCUGAAGGUGACACAGAGACUGUUAAAAGAGUGUAUUUCUAGACUAACAACCAAAGACAAUUCCCAAUGGAUUUGAUUGUAAUUUUUGUUGGUUUCUCGUUUACGUAAAUGUUUAUUCUCAUCUUUUAUCAAA